Molecule: messenger RNA, 2066 nt
Organism: Pseudomyrmex gracilis
Lineage: Eukaryota; Metazoa; Arthropoda; Insecta; Hymenoptera; Formicidae
Product: cytochrome P450 4g15-like
Exons: 9
Coding region: 170-1846 (558 amino acids)
Molecular function (GO): oxidoreductase activity, acting on paired donors, with incorporation or reduction of molecular oxygen; monooxygenase activity; iron ion binding
Source: RefSeq, a predicted model, not a curated record
UAUCGUUAACUGUUUUCGUUUAUUUUAUUGUCAGAUGAUAGUUAGCAAAACAUUCUUGCUAAAGUGCCGUUGUUAUUAUUAACGUUGUUCGUAUAUAAUUUUUUAAUGUUUAUAUUAGAAAAGUGUACAAGUGUGAAUUGAGAACCAGGAUUAAUAUAUUGUCGCAACAAUGGAUGUGAUUCCCGAAACAACGUCGACCUUACCAAAUAUAACUUUCUCUGUGCUGACUCUAAUUGUCGGAUUGCUGAUCGCAUUGUACUUUUACAUCGAGACUUCUCGACCAAUUAGUUUGACAAGAAAUAUUCCAGGUCCGCCAGCUAUACCUAUAUUUGGUCAUCUGUAUAUAACUUUUAGACACUCUCCCCAUGAAGUGUUAACUAAAGGUUUAGGGUAUCAUGAAACUUAUGGUUCGGUGCUGAAAGUAAACUUUGGAACAAAAGUGAUGAUAUUUUUAUCAGAUCCGCGCGAUAUUGAACUGAUCUUGGGCAGUUCUGUGCAUCUCGACAAAUCCGAAGAAUAUCGAUUUUUCAAACCAUGGCUUGGCGACGGCUUGUUGAUUACAACCGGCAAUAAAUGGCGUAAACACAGAAAAGCGAUAGCGCCUACAUUCCAUAUGAAUAUCCUGAAGACUUUUGUGCCAUUGUUUUACGAGAAUAGCAUAGAGCUUGUGAAAAAGUUCCGUAACGAACUUGGAAAAGAGUUCGAUUGCCACGAUUAUUUGUCAGCGGUAACGGUUGACAUUUUAACCGAAACGGCAAUGGGAGUGAAACGAGAAAAAAGGGAAAAGACUGGUUAUGACUACGCCAUGGCUGUGAUGAAAUUGUCCGACAUCUUGCAUCGGAGGCACUACGACAUGUCGUUACGUUACGACAUACUGUUCCAAUUUUCCAAAUUCGCCAAAUUGCAGAAAAAACUUCUUAACACCGUUCACACACUAACGAAUAACGUGAUCAAGGAAAAGAAAAUAGAUUUUGAGGAGAAACUCGCGAAGGGCCAGCAGCAAAAAGAAGAAGAACAAAAUAACAAACCGACAGAUACAAGCUCGACCAAUAUAAGUGACGAUGCUAAUUACACAAAACUGCAUUAUGUUAGAGAUGAUCUCGACGAUAUUGAUGAGAACGACGUGGGCGAGAAGAAGCGACUUGCAUUUCUGGAGUUGUUGUUGGAAAUGAAGAAGAAUGGCGGCCAAAUGACCGAUGAGGAAAUUUGGGAGGAAGUAAACACAAUCAUGUUUGAGGGUCAUGACACCACGGCAGCCGGCUCGAGUUUCGCAAUGUGCGUGUUAGGAUGUCAACCAGAAGUUCAGGCUCGCGUGUACGAAGAACUGGACGCAAUUUUCGGCGACAGCGACAGACAGUGCACCUAUCAGGACACCUUGGAAAUGAAGUAUCUCGAAAGAGUUAUUUUAGAAACCCUGAGACUUUUCCCACCGGUACCGAUAAUCGCUAGAUCUCUCAAUCAAGACAUUAAGAUAGUUACAAAGGAUUACGUUAUUCCAAAGAAUGUCACAGUGGUGAUCGGACAACUCUUAAUACAUCGUAACGAGAAACAUUAUCCGAAUCCGGGAGUUUUCAAUCCGGACAAUUUCUUACCGGAGAGAAUGCAGAAGAGACACUAUUACGCCUACAUUCCUUUCAGUGCCGGGCCGAGAUCGUGCGUGGGACGCAAGUACGCCAUGCUGAAGUUAAAAGUUCUUCUGUCAACAAUAUUGAGACAUUACCGCGUAAUUUCCGACACGCACUACAAAGACUUCAAGCUGCGAGCCGACAUCAUCCUGAAGAGAGAGGACGGAUUUAAGAUCAGGCUCGAGCCGCGCAAGCCAGAAUCAACUUCCGUUUCCGCAUAAGCGUGAAUAUGUCCUUUAGAAUGUGUGCACGCGUAACAUACCAUUUAUGUAUUUGAAGUAAACUGUGUAUUUCUGUAUAUUUCAAUUUGUAUAUUAUAUAAUAUACCGUGGUAUGUACACGUUGUCACCUUAUUUAUAUGCUUCUAGUUCGUUUUCUUAGAACGACUACUAAGAGUAAUUUAAAUUAAUCUGAGCAAAUAAAACAUUGCACAACGGUGAA